AUGCUUGCUCUGGCGGCUGCUGCUGUGACGUCAGACAGGCCCUGCUUCCCCGGAUGUCAGAGAGCCGACUGGUCCGCCUGUAUUGGUGACAUUACCGAGAGCAAUAUCAUACCUCCAGGUUUAACCGAUCAGGCGUUCUGCAUGACGUGUAAUACAACCCCCACCCUGAGUCUGGAUAUGGCUUGCUUGAAUGACACUCCACGGGGAUUCGCUGUGAGAGGCCGUCCACUCCACGUUCUGUCAGAUCUGAAGCCCCCACACUUCUGUGCGGCCAGGGUGGCGGUCCUGGGUCUGAUAGAUGGUAACAUCACCGACGUUGACAUGCCUGAGUCCUUUCUGGUGAGUGGGUACACACAUCUGCUCAAGUUGGCUCUGAACUCUAACAACCUCACGCAUGUCAGGCGGAGUUGGUUCAAAGGUUUGGAGACACUGUCCCAUCUGAGCUUGUCCAAUAACCAGAUCGAUAGGAUCGAGCCAGGCUGCUUUGCGGACCUGCCCCGCCUUGUCCUGUUGAAUCUAGACAACAACCUCCUGCAUGAUGUAGAAGCCGACUGGUUCCCGAGGUCUCACAAGCUGGCUUAUCUUUACCUCAGCUCUAACCGCAUUGACAGGGUCCCUGCAGACGCUCUGCAAAACCUACAGGAUCUCAGCGGACUCAGCCUUGGGAGAAACCAUCUUUCUUGUCUCCACAAUGAAGUUGUCUGUGGCCUGGACAACCUGAGACAGCUCUAUAUGAGCGGUAACAGGAUGGUGACGAUGUAUGGUGGAACAUCAAGCGGAGUCAUGUGGAGUCUAGUCCGCAAGAACGACUUCCGCCGUGGUGAUAUUGUGAAGCAGAAAAUAUCGUUCGAGGUACCCCAUCUCCUCCUCUGCCUAGUGCAUGACCCUGACAAAAACGAGCAGUCCCUGAAGUGGAUGUUUGAUGUGUCCCCGACCGUCCCUCGUCAUACGACCGCCGGUUUUCCCGACUCCUGCAGUGUGCGGGGUGAUUCUGUCACUUACACGGGGAUCAUCAGACAGCCGCCGUUCGUUGUUGUUGCCGGAGUUUCAGACAAGAAUGUUCAGAACCGUCCUGAGCAGUGCCGAGAGAUGAAGGUGCGAGGUGAGAAUUUAUCCCGCUUGUCACUACCUGCAGUUCUCCAUACGAUCGACCCUACCUACAGCGAGAUCCCGGAUGACAUAGCUGCUGCUCAUCGGCCUCUGCCUGCCCUCCCGCACACGUACAGCGAGAUUCCAGACGCCGCUACCUUCGGUCUUGUUCGCUCGGCCUCCUUCCCUCCCACAUCAACCACUCACGGAGAGGUUACAAGUGGUGAGAUGGUCCAUAUGUCACUGCCUUCUGGUCUCCAUUCAAUAGAGCCUACAUACAGCGAGAUUCCAGAUGCUGUAGCUGCUGCCUGGCGUCCUCUGCCUGCCAUUCCACGUGCGAACUGGGAGAGCGAAGGUGAUGUGGCUGCUUCCCAGUCUCUGCCUUCCCGUCCUCAUACGUAUAGCGAGAUCCCAGAUGACAGGGAUAGCGGGCCCGUGUCUGCCUUAGCCCAUGCCGGCCAGGCUUGUUCAGAGGUUCACGCAGUCAGAAACAGGGGAAGGAAUCGACUGUCCUACCAGAACAACGUUUUAUCGACGCCUAGGAGAUACAUCCCCACGUAUGGAGCGGCCAGGCAGAUCAAGGCCCGUGGGGUAGCCUUAUACAAUUGUGCCGAAGUUCAGGGCGUGCGAGGUGGUAGAGAACCGAAUGCAAGAGGGCUGAGGCACCAUGGCACACCACGCCGUGUGUCCCUCCCAACCGUAACACUACCUAACACCUACUGGCCAUGGGAGAUUCCAGGGGAGGGAAUACCUAACACACCACGGCGUGCAUCUCUACCCACCGUCACACCACCUAACACGUACUGGCCAUGGGAGAUCCCAGAGGAGGGAACCCGUAACACAUCACGGCGUGCGUCCCUCCCAGCCGUCAUACCGCCUAACACCUACUGGCCAUGGGAGAUCCCUGGAGAGGGAACCAAUAACACAGCAGAGCGCGCGCUCCCUCCCACACUACCUAACAACUACUGGCCUUGGGAGAUCCCAGGGGAGGGAACACGUAGCACAGCACAGCGUGGGUCCCUCCCAGCCAUCAUACCGCCUAACACCUACUGGCCAUGGGAGAUCCCUGGAGAGGGAACCCGUAACACAGCACGGCGUGUUUCCUUCUCCACCGUCACACUACCUAACACCUACUGGCCAUGGGAGAUCCCAGGGGAGGGAACCCGAAACUCAGCAGAGCGCGCACUCCCCCACACACUACCUAACACCUACUGGCCAUGGGAGAUCCCAGGGGAGGGAACCCGUAACACAGCACGGCCUGCGUCCCUCCCCACCGUCACACUACCUAACACCUACUGGCCAUGGGAGAUCCCAGGGGAGGGAACCCGAAACUCAGCAGAGCGCGCACUCCCCCACACACUACCUAACACCUACUGGCCAUGGGAGAUUGAAGGGGAGGAGACCCGUAACACAGCACAGCCUGCAUCACUCUCCACUCUACCUAACACCUACUGGCCAUGGGAAAUCUCAGGGGAGGGAACACAUAACACAGCACGGCGUGCGUCCCUCCCCAACUAA
Branchiostoma belcheri (Belcher's lancelet) is the source of this 2607-nucleotide messenger RNA. RefSeq lists its product as uncharacterized. Gene Ontology annotation, cellular component: plasma membrane. The coding region runs from base 1 to 2607 and encodes 868 amino acids. NCBI's taxonomy places the organism in Eukaryota, Metazoa, Chordata, Leptocardii, Amphioxiformes, Branchiostomatidae. The record is from RefSeq and is a predicted model, not a curated record. Gene Ontology annotation, molecular function: protein binding. The transcript has 2 exons.